Durusdinium trenchii is the source of this 1545-nucleotide messenger RNA. NCBI's taxonomy places the organism in Eukaryota, Dinophyceae, Suessiales, Symbiodiniaceae. The record is from the annotation of a GenBank genome assembly.
GUUCACACCACUCGUCAGCCUGGUUAAAGGGUCAAUGGCUUUAGCUUUGGCGCCUCAAUUCCAGCAGUAAGGCUGAGGCCGAGUUGAUGGCAGUGGAAGCCACGGUUAGGCCGAUGGUGCAGGGAUCGUUGCAGCCGAGUUCCGAGGUGCAACAAGGCGGAGGUGCAGGGGCUUCAGGCGCAGCUGAUCAAGGUCACUUUCCGGCGCAGAAGGUUGCACUUUAUGAGCUGCUGCUGCGCCAGCUGCAGGACGAUGGCUUUGAGGCCGAGGUCCAGGCUCUCACUUCCCAGCUCCAUCUUCAUGCUAACAAUCAAGUUGAGAAGGAUGCGCUCUUGGAUAUCUACACGAAAAGCUUGAAAUGGGCUUUUGGUGACCAACCACAGGGGGAGUGGCAACCGCUCCACUGCACUCCGGUGCCCCCUCUUGGGCCACAAGAGAAGGUUCUCGACCUUGAGGGAAUGCCGAUUCCAACAGGUACUUCUCAGACUCCAGAUCCUAGCAAGAAACCUCCGGAAGUCAGGUUGCUGUACACAGCUUCACACAAGUCACACUGUCGUUCUGUGGCCUUUUCGACCGAUGGGCGAUUCUGUGCUACAGGCUGCACAGAUGGUAGCAUCAAACUUCUGGACACCGCGAAAAUGCGAGUCUGCGCGGCGAGCACUGAGGGACCAGUCGGUCGCAUGCGUGUGACUGAAGAGGAGCUCAUGAAACCGAUCGUCCGUGUUCUUCAGGACCACAUUCAAGGUGUUUCAUGCUUAGCUUUCCACCCCACGAACCCCACACUCUUUUCCGGCUCCUCGGACAAGGCAGUGAAGAUCUUUGACCUGACCAGACCCCCUGGCCACAAAAAGGCUUUCUCAGUGCUGCAAGAUGUUUACGCUGUCAACAGCAUUUGUAUCCAUCCCUGUGGUGACUUCCUUUUCGUCGGCACGGCGCACCAGGCCGUGCGGAUGUAUGACCUGCAGACCUUGAGCUGCUUCACGAGCUCCCACCAAGAUCAGCACCAUUCAGCAGGAAUCAAUAACCUGAGAUGCACCAGUGACGGAAAGAUUUUGGCUACAGCUUCUGCCGAUGGGUCCAUCAAACUCUGGGAUGCGGUCAACAACAGCGUCGUGAACGCUUUGCCCCAGGCCCACAGUGGUUCUUCGGUGACGUCAGUUCGAUGGAGUCGCAGCCUCCGCUACUUGCUAUCUUCUGGGAACGACGGCAGGCAUAGACUUUGGGAUGUGCGCAUGGGCAAAGAGGUCUUCUGCAUGGGCUUCGGUCCGCGCUCCGCCGACUUCGGCACGGCCGCGUUCGUCAAUGGAGAGAAGUACAUUGCAGCCGCCAACAGCAAUGUGCGCUUGAGUGAUGUGAGCCUUUUCGAUUCAACCACAGGAUCACCCGUAUUUAUGAAAAUGGGUAUGCACUCGGUCCCGAUCCAUGCGCUUGAGACUUCGCCAGUUGACAGGACACUGAUGACGGGCUGUGAUGAUGAGAAAGGCAGAUACUUCAGCAUUGAGGACAAGUCAUGAGAGGAGCCGCUGAGAAAAGCCAUGGUCGUAG